Molecule: messenger RNA, 1125 nt
Organism: Arachis ipaensis
Lineage: Eukaryota; Viridiplantae; Streptophyta; Magnoliopsida; Fabales; Fabaceae
Molecular function (GO): zinc ion binding
Source: RefSeq, a predicted model, not a curated record
UUUAAAUAUAGACCUAUAUAUUUUAUAUGACAUAAUAUAAAAUAAAAUGAUUAUGGAUGGUGUGUUUUAUCAUAUAAAGUAGAACCAAGAUUCCAAUAUGCUUAUGGUCGGUGAGCCGAGCAUGCGUAGAGAAGUGGUCAAAGAGAGAAUGAAGGAUCCUGUUAGGCUGUUAACAUCAUGCGAAUGGAAUAUAUUCCCAUGGACUAUGGCCACAACCAUUUAUUUAUUGUUUUACUACUCACAACUAUUUAGAGUUAAUAGUCAAAAUCGUCCCUGAAAGAUACCCUGAUUUCCAUUUUAGUCCUCGAAAGAUAAAAUUAAUCAAAGUCGUCCCCGAAAGUUAUUCACGUUGGUCGAGUUUGUCCUUCCGUCCUCUCAGGUAGUGACGUGGCUAACGUUUGCUGAGGUGGAAUGUUAAGUGCCAGCGUGGAGAGGUCCAGCAUAGCAACCGUUAAUGCUGAUAAGAUAUGUUUGAUUAUUUAGGUCAAAUUAGUCCUAAUGUUACAACCCUAACCCCCAAUUUGAAGCAUAUAUGUGCGCGAUUCUCAGGUGGCGAUGUAUGUUUGAGGAGUCGCUGCUAUGAUGAGUGGAAGCCGGAGUGGUGACCUACCGUCGCAGUCUAUCGGUAGCCAUGAGUCGAACUCUGCCAUGCGACGGAGGAGGAAGAUGAAGGACCAGACUUGCUUUUGUGGGUUGAAGACGACAAUCAAGAAAUCCGGCACAAGAGAGAAUCCGGAUAGGUUGUUCCACACUUGUGCCAGAUACCCGAAGGGAAGUCACUGCAACUUCUUUAGGUGGGUUGAGGAAGAUGGGUAUGUAGCAGGGGCGGAAACUGAUGCAGAGGUUGGUGGGGACUAUGAUGAAUGGAGACUGAAUGUGUCAUGGAGAUUGGGUAGCUUGGAGGGUGAGGUUAGAGCAAUGAAGAUGCUGAUAAUGUUCCUGUCAGUUGCAGUGGUGGUGGCUACUGUAUUGUGUGUAUCACUGUUGUUCACAUUAAUCUCCAAGUAAAGCCACAAAUGGAGUGUUAUGUUCUUGUGUGUUAUAGGUGUUGUUAGAUCAGAGAAAUUGAAUUAGUUGAUAUGUAAUGAUGAUGUUAAUUAUGAAUGAAAGUAUGGUUUAAUUGUC